AUGAAGCUCGUCGCCGGACUAGUCGUGGCUGCUCUCGCUGUGACUGCCGCUCGCGCUGACCAAAUGCAGAACCUUCGUUCAACGGAGGAGGAAGAAGCUACGAGCACGAGCAAGGGCAAGUUGACGAGCCCUGUGGGCGCCAAGGCAAAUGAAGAACUCAAAGAUGAUGAAGAUGAUCUGACGGCGGAUGUCAGUGACCUCGUGGAUGGCAAGGGCUCUGCUGGCGACGAUAUGAAGAUUAACAUCUUGGACCUCAUUGGCACUGGAAGCAACCAAGUGGACCUGAAGGACAUCAUUGAUGCUAUCAAAGACUCGUCGGCGUCAGGCCUUGGUGACCUCUCGUGGCUCUACGAGGAAGAUGAUCCUGAUGGCAAGGAUGGUGCUAAGAGCAGUUCUAUCUUUGGAAAGGGUGCGGGAGACGGCAAGGAUGACCUGUCGUUGUUCUUCCCUGAUACGUCCGGAAGCGGGGACCACGUCGAUGGUGCCCCGCCUAACCUCGAGGAUUUAUUCGAUGGAAUCAAGAAAGGUGCAGGUAGCAGUGGUGAUCUGUCGUGGCUCUUUGCCGAUGCUUCAAAAAGCGAGGACCCUCAUGGUGCGAAGGAUGUUGCCACCAAGGGAGAUCCACUUGAGGAGAGCGAGGAACCUACCGAUGUGAUGGCGACGAAGGCGUCUAAGGCAACCAAGUCAGGCGGUAAAGAAGCCCCACUUGUCGAUCUCUUCGACGAUGGAUCGAACGGCCUACUAGGCGGCGCGAAGGAUGUUGCCACCAAGGGAGAUCCAAUUGAGGAGGACGAGGAUGAUGAAGUGGACCCUUACGGUGCGAAGGGUGUUGCCACCAAGGGAGAUCCACUUGAGGAGAGCGAGGAACCUACCGAUGUGAUGGCGACGAAGGCGUCUAAGGCAACCAAGUCGGGUGGUAAAGAAGCCCCACUUGUCGAUCUCUUCGACGAUGGAUCGAACGGCCUACUGGGCGGUGCGAAGGAGGUUGCCACCAAGGGAAAUCCAAUUGAGGAGGAUGAGGAGGAUGAGGAUGAAGACGAGGACGAGAAUGUGGACCUAGUCGCAACAAAGGGUGGGGACAAAGCAACGAAGGCGUCUAAGGCAACCAAGUCGGGUGGCGAAGAAACCCCACUUGUCGAUCUUUUCGACGAUGGAUCGAACGGCCUACUAGGCGGCGCGAAGGAUGUUGCCACCAAGGGAGAUCCAAUCGAGGAGGACGAGGAUGAUGAAGUGGACCCUUAUGGUGCGAAGGGUGUUGCCACCAAGGGAGAUCCAAUUGAGGAGGACGAGGAUGAUGAAGUGGACCCUUAUGGUGCGAAGGGUGUUGCCACCAAGGGAGAUCCAAUUGAGGAGGACGAGGAUGAUGAAGUGGACCCUUACGGUGCGAAGGGUGUUGCCACCAAGGGAGAUCCACUUGAGGAGAGCGAGGAACCUACCGAUGUGAUGGCGACGAAGGCGUCUAAGGCAACCAAGUCAGGCGGUAAAGAGGCCCCACUUGUCGAUCUCUUCGACGAUGGAUCGAACGGCCUACUGGGCGGUGCGAAGGAGGUUGCCACCAAGGGAAAUCCAAUUGAGGAGGAUGAGGAGGAUGAGGAUGAAGACGAGGACGAGAAUGUGGACCUAGUCGCAACAAAGGGUGGGGACAAAGCAACGAAGGCGUCUAAGGCAACCAAGUCGGGUGGCGAAGAAACCCUACUUGUCAACCUUUUCGACGAUGGCUCGAAUGGCUUACUCGGCGGGGCUAAUGAUGUCGAAACGACGGACCCUGACAAAAAUUCGGAAUUGGCGGUGUUGGACGACACCCUUCCCAUCGGUAAGGACGCCGACAGCCCCACGCAGGGACCAUUGUAG
Peronospora matthiolae is the source of this 1851-nucleotide messenger RNA. Lineage: Eukaryota; Oomycota; Peronosporomycetes; Peronosporales; Peronosporaceae. The record is from the annotation of a GenBank genome assembly.